UUUCUUCAAAUUUUACAGCCUCGCUGUUCAACAAAAAUCCCCCAUUACUUCAUUUUUUAUCUUUUUUUCCGGGAAAACUCACUCUCCAACGAUUUCCUCUUCAAAUCCAAAACAUCCCGGCAAGGCAUCUGAAGCUUCGCGCUGUCUUGUAUGGAGUCUUCAGCUCUUGAUUUCUCUUGCAUUUCUGUCCAAUUUACUCGCAUUUUAUCGCCAAAUCUUUUCUCCAUACUGAUGUUGUGGUUCAGCAUGUCUGAGUAAUCAACCUCCCUCCCGUUGUAGAGUUUUCUUUCAUUUUUGAUUGUUAGGGUUUCGUUUUGAAGUGGUAGUCGUGUGUUUAUCUUACGCUCUUAAUGGAAUGAGUUAGGGCUUUUGUGGUGACGUUUAGGUUGAGGCUUGGUUCUUCGGAUAAAUGAGAGAAAAGAGAAGAAUUUGCUAGGAAUUUGCUAAAAAACGAUCUCUUGUCGUUCCAUCAUGUGAUUUUUCGGCAUUACUCAUUUAUUUAUUGAAUUUUUAAAAUUAAAUUCUGUGUUUUGAAACUGAGUUUUAACUUCUUGAUCGUCAUGAAUUAGCCGUCAUGGUGUGUGUAUGCUCUUGUGUAUUCAGAAUCGGCAUGAUUAAGUUCUGUAAGUUGGCAUGGUGACACUUCUAAGUCGGAGCUUGCUGAAGAGGGAUGGCUAAUGACACUCGAUCGAGUCGCAAACCUAAAGAUAAUGGAAAGAAUAGUUUAAAAAGGAGGCAUAUUAGUGGCAAAGCAUCAUCUUCAUCAGGCUCCCCAGCAAUGGAUACAUCUGGUUUGAGAAGGUCUGCUAGAGAAACAUCAUCAAAGAAACAGACUCUUUCAAGCCCUUCAAGCACACGCAAGUCUGAGCGACUUGAGAAUCGCACUCCAAUAACCCCUUCCAGUAAAAGGAAAUCUGAGAGAGUUGAGAAACAGAGGACAUCAAGCCCUUUAAGGCGGUCUGAAAGGGGUAGCAAGCGCCAGUCAUUGAGUUGUUCAGGCUCCAAGAAGACUGAGAAAGGUUCAGGUUCAGGUUCAGGUUCAGGGUCAGGCUCAGGUUCAGGUUCAGGUUCAGGUUCAGGUUCAGGUUCAUCAGAUAUGAAGAACAAAAUGGAGAGAAGACAAAAGAGUGUGAAACAGUUGACGCUGGAAGUUAGAAAAGUCAGCAGAAAUGAGAAACAGGGUUUGAAAACUUUUCAUUUGAGAAAAAAGAGAAUGGAUGCUCGUGCUUAUAGGUCAUUGUUCAGGCCGCAAAAUAAGAAGUUUAACAUGGCAGAUGUUGGCAAGAAGCUGAAAGGGACAGAUAAGUUGUCUCGGGGGGAUGCAUUUGGUAAUGGAGGUGGUGGCCCCAGACAGGUUGAGAACGGAAGCAAUGAGUGUGAUGAAAGGAGCGGAGGGGAUCCAAGAGAUGAAUGCAAUGGGAAAGCUUUUGAAAGAUCUCUGGAGGGAUCUGAUUCUAGUUUGAAAAAAUUCACCAAGGAAACAUCAAGAAAUCAUGAUGAAGUAGAAUUAUCCUCCUCUAGCCAGAAGUGUAAUUUUACAGAGGAAGCUUUUGAGUCUAACAAUGUGGAUGGUUUGCAAGUCUUAAAAGUUGAGAAUGAUGGUUCUUUGUUAUUACCUCGUGGACUUGGUGACAAAGAGAGUAGUUGUGUCAAGGAAAGCAGUGAUUAUACCCAGAGGGUACAGAUGGAUUGCACUGCAGCAGAAGGUUUGCAAGUACCAGACUUGAUAGAUUCUACUUCCAAGGAUUCGUUGCUCAAUGGUGAUACAGCCAUGAGAGGGGGACACCAAGCCACACCAACUAGAAGAAAGAGGAAUGAUGCAGGCAUGGAUUCUGAUGCUUGUGCGACAGUUGCUAAUAACAAUGUAGACCUUUUUUCUGAUGCUCACGCAGCAGUUCGUAGCAAGGAUACUUGCGCGCCCAUUUCUGAUGGUGUUUCCUCUGUUCCACUUGACAGUAGAAGGAAUGAUCUUAUUGAAACGUGUGUCAAACAUUCUAAACGGCAAAGGUUACUCAGUGAUUUCUCGAAGCAGGAUCUUUGCCAUUCUGCUAAAGAGCUUGACCAGCAAAUUCAUGAUUCCUCUUUUUCUACGGAUAGAGGGGCACUUGAAGCGCAUGGUAGCAUUGGAUUUGCUGCAAAAUGUGACAAUGAUAAGCAGCAAAAGCUAUUUUCAUCCGAUAUUCAAACAGAUGCUGACCAUAACACAUGUGUCAUCUGCAAGCAUGGUGGAAAGCUCUUGUGCUGUGAUGGAAAAGGGUGCAAAAGAAGCUUCCAUCUGUUUUGUCUGGACCCUCCUCUGAAUGAUGUUCCACCUGGAGUUUGGUAUUGUAUUUGGUGUGUUAAGAAGAAGAUACAGUUAGGCGUGCAUUCUGUGUCAGGAGGGGUAGAAUCAAUCUGGGAUGCUAAAGAAGUGGUGUCAGACGAUGGAUUGCGAAGAGAGAAGCAGUAUUUUGUUAAAUACAAAGGUCUUGCUCAUGUUCACAAUAACUGGGUUCCAGAAGCCCAGCUACCUUCUGAAGCACUUCUGCUUCUUGCAAAAUUUAAUCGAAAAAAUCAGGUCACUAAGUGGAAGCAAGAGUGGACAGUGCCACAUCGUUUGCUGAAGAAAAGAUCCUUAAAGUUUCCCCAUCUCCUUGAGGGCAAUGAGGGCAAGCAUGUUGGUGAUUGCCAUUAUGAGUGGCUUGUGAAAUGGUGUGGUCUUGAUUAUGAGCAUGUUACAUGGGAGUUGGAAAAUGCUUCAUUUCUGGAAUCACCUGAGGCUGAAAGAUUAAUUAUAGAGUAUGAGGAUCGCUGUGAGAAGGCAAAGAGUGCUUCUGAUCCUUCUAGAACGGAUAAGGAAAGGAAGGGUUCAUCGAUCAAAUUGUCAAAGUUCUCGGGUGGAGGUCUUAGAGGAAUUGAUAAUAAUUAUUUAUCUGCUAUUAACAAGCUCCGUGACUAUUGGCACAAAGGCCAUAAUGGUGUUGUCUUUGAUGACCAGGAGCGGGUUAUGAAGGUGGUUUUAUUUAUUUCAUCCUUGCUACCAAAUGUUUCUCGGCCUUUUCUCAUCAUCUCAACAGCCACUGCUCUUACUGUAUGGGAGGCUGAGUUAUUGCGCUUGGCUCCAUCUGUUAAUGUUAUAGUUUACAGUGGAAACAAAGAUGUGCGGCGAAUUAUCAGGCAACUAGAAUUUUAUGAAGACGGGGGUUGUGUCAUGUUUCAAGUACUUUUAUCCACUCCAGAAGCUAUUGUUGAGGAUUUAGACACUUUAAAUUGCCUGGGAUGGGAAGCAGUCAUAGUUGAUGAGUGCCAGAAAUCCAGAGUUUCAACACAUUUUGAGCAACUUAAGAUGCUAGUCACUGAUUCAAGGCUUCUUCUUGUCAAUGGCCAGAUAAGGGAUACUUUAGCUGAGUAUGUUAAUAUGCUGUCCUUCCUUGGUGCAGACAAUGAUGUGGACAUAAAUUAUGAUUUAAAAACUGACUCCAGUGAAAAUAUUCGUACUUUGAGGGAGAGGCUUUCACAAUUUAUUGCAUAUGAAUGUAAGUCGGACUCUUCAAGGUUUGUGGAGUACUGGGUCCCUGUUGAGCUUUCAAAUAUUCAACUUGAGCAGUAUUGUUCUACUCUAUUUUCAAAUUCCAUAACACUUCGGUCAUGUUCGAAGAAUGAUCUUGUUGGGGCUCUUCAUGAUAUUCUUGCAUCUACCCGGAAGUGCUGUGAUCAUCCCUACGUUCUUGAUCAUUCUUUGCAAGCAUUACUAACCAAUGGCCUUAAGGAGAUUGAGAUCUUGGAUUUUGGAAUAAAGGCUAGUGGCAAGCUACAAUUUCUUGACAAUAUCCUUCCAGAGUUAAAAAAUCGAGGUUUAAGAGCAUUGAUCCUUUUUCAGUCGAUUGGUGGUGGAUCUUUAAAGGUUGGGGAUAUUUUGGAUGACUUUAUACGUCUAAGAUUUGGUCCAGAUUCUUAUGAACGUGUUGAUUGUGGCGGAGUUCUCCCAUCCAAAAAGCAAAGUGUUCUGAACAACUUCAACAACAAGAAGAGUGGGAGAUUUGUUUUUUUAUUAGAAACACGUGCUUGUCUUCCAAGUAUCAAACUUUCAUCAGUGGAUGUCAUUAUUGUAUUUGACAGUGAUUGGAAUCCAAUUAACGAUUUAAGGGCCCUGCAGCGGAUCACCAUUGACCCAGAAUUUGAACAGAUUAAAGUAUUCCGGUUAUUUUCACCUUGUACUGUAGAGGAAAAGGUCUUAAUUCUUUCUAAGCAAGAUAUAACUCUUGAUAGCAGUUUGCAUAACCUUAGCCGGAGUACUAGUCACAUGCUUCUCAUGUGGGGUGCCUCGGUUCUUUUCAACAAGCUGGAUGACUUCCAUAAAAGUAGUACUUCAUCAUUUGAUGCAAACAUAUCUUCUGAGCAAUCAAUUUUGAAAGAUUUAGUGCAGGAAUUCAUUUCUUUGCUGUGUCAAAAUGGUGUAAACAGUGAUACAAGCAACUCUAUUAUUCUUAAAGUACAACAGAAUGGAGGAACUUACAGUAGGAAUAUAUCUGUGCCUGGUGAGCUGGAAAUUCAAUUGAUAGAUGAGAAGCAACCUCAUGUAUUUUGGGCUAAGUUGUUGGAAGGCAGGCAUCCUCAGUGGAAAUAUUCAUCUUGGCCGUCUUUGAGGAAUCGAAAAAGAGUUCAAUACGGUGAAGAAAUACCCAAACAACCGGACGUUGGAAGUCAUGGUGCUGUGAAGAAGCGCAGGAAGCUAGAUAAAGGAAAAUUAGAUUCUGUGGAGAAGGAAGGAACUACUGGAAACUUGGUGAAAAAUGAAUCUCAAUCCUUGCCUAGACGAACAACUUCUGUGAGUGAUACACUCAAUGCCAGAGGUACAGAAACUUGCAAGAUGGUUGCUUCUGAGGGAAGGGGAAAUGUGCGUGAUGAAACUUGUGCAAUGGUUGACACUGAGGGAAGGGGAAAUGUGCGUGAUGUGCAAAAGAAUCUUCAUCUUCUUUUGAAGGCAGAGCUAUCAAAACUUUAUGAAAUUCUACAAUUUUCAGAGGAUGUCAAGGAUAAGGUUGGAAGGUUUCUUGAAUAUGUAAUAAGCAAUCAUCAUGUCAAUAGUGAACCAGUGAGCAUAUUGCAGGCUUUCCAGAUCUCUCUGUGCUGGGCUGCUGCUUCAAUGGUGAAGCAUAAAAUUGAUCGCAAAGAAUCGCUUGCAUUGGCAAGACAGCAUUUAAAUUUUGUCUGCAAGGAUGAGGAGGCUGAAUCCAUCUAUUCAAAGCUACGGUUUCUUAAAAGAUUGUUUCUAUGUCAUACAGAGCGUGUCAAGGAAUCUGAUUUUCUAAAAGAUUCCACAUUGUUGGCUAAAGAUGUUGCAAAAGACCUGCAUACAGUAUCUAGCACAUUAAAGCCAAAGGUAGAGACAGAAGAGAGAUUAUCAAGUGAAGGAUGCUAUGAUAAACAGGUCCAUUCCCAGCAGGAAUGGGCACCGGAUUCUAAAUUGUCAGAUAAAGCAAUAUUAAGUAUAAGACAUAUUCAGCAGAAAUAUCACAAGCGGAUGAGUAAACUCCUACAAAAGCAAAAGGAGGAAGUUAAGGAGUUCUACAAAAGUUGCCAGGAGAAGAAGGAAGAGCUGGAAAAUUCGUACAAAGUGGAGUUGGGUCUUAUUCGCUCUAUGUAUAGUCAUAUUCCAUUGAGAACUGACAAGAUAAAGAUUUUGGAUGGAGAAUUUCAAGUAAAAAUGGAAGAACACAGGCGUCAAAUGGCUCAAGGGCUUAAAGGUCUUGAGGCUGAACAGCAUGCUGCUAGGAAUGAAUUGAAGCAGAAAGAGGCACAUCGGUUGCAGGAAGUCAUGUCCUGUGCACAAAUUAAAUCAUUAGGUAAGUUGCCUUUGCAUAAAUCUAUUGAACAGUGCUAUGAUAGAAUUGUGGAUAGCAUGCCUAGGAUUGAUGUGGCACCAUCUGAAAUUUAUGGUUCUGAUCCUGGAAAAAUAGGGGCAUCUUGCAUCCAUAUUGAGAGGACAAUGCUUGAAAAUGCAAAGGAUAAAAAUGAUGAAAGUAAAAUUUUGGCCUCAAGAGAGGCAUCCGAUGCUGGAAUUGAGCUGCACAACAACAUAGGAAGUUCUAUUGAUCCUAGUAAUGUUGGCUUAGUGAAUCAGCCUUUUGAAGAGCAGAUUCAUGGUGGAGCUACAUCAAACAUAGCAGUUGAGACAGUUCCAUUGGAAGUUUCCAAGACUGCUACUAAUGAAGUGGUUGGGGAUGGUCAGCUUAUAAAUAAAGUGGUGCCUGCAAUGGGGUCAAGCAGGGAGAAUAAUGAAGCAGUUCCUGUGCCCUCAGAUAGAGCAGUUAAUCUUGCGUCCGAUGUUGGGAUUGAGUGGCACAACAGAUUAGGAAGUUCUGUUGAUCCUAUUAAUGUUGGUUCUGUGAAUCAACUUUUUGUUGAGCAUAUUGGUGACGGAGCUAUAUCAAACAUGGCAGUUGAGGCAGUUCCAGUGGAAGUUGCAGAGACUUCUGGUGAUGAAGUGGUUGGGGGUGGUCAGCUUAUAGAAAGAGUGACUCCUGUAAUGGAGAGGGAGAAUAAUGAAGCAGUUUCUCUGGCCUCUGAUAAAGCAAUUAUUUGUGCAACUGACCUGCAUGGAGCUGGUAGUUCCAUCAAUGGAGGCUUACUCUCUCCGGAGCCAUCACCAAUAAAUUCACAUGCCGUGGAGUCUUUGGCCCAAGGUGGUUCAUUGUCACCAAGUCAGGCACUUCAGAAUGAAGGUUCUUCAGAGUCCCCAUCCCAUGAAGUACCAAAUGGGGAUGCUACAGCUAGUGGGGAAAAAAAUACUUCAGGAGAAGUUGAUCCCUUGUUAAAUUCAAUUGAUGCUUUUCAAACUGAUCACUCUGAUAAUGAAAAAGUGGUCAAAGAUGCUGUGGUGCAACAGGAGCUGUCACCAUCUACAGAUAUACCUUCUGGUCAAAAUCAACCAGAUUUAGUUUUAUCUAAUGGAAUUGAACACCAAACUCAGGCUCCCCAAAAUGAAUGUUCUCAACGGUCUGCAUCUAUGGAAGUGCAAGAAGAAGAUGGAACAGCUAGAGGAAAGGAGCAUGUGCAUUCUGAUUGCUUCAAUCAUGAAACACCUAUUGAAGACUCUGUUGUGCAAGGGCAGCUGUUGAGUUCUGCAGAUUUAACUUCUGAUCAUAGUCGACCUCGUUCACCUUUGGCCAACCGAGUUGAAAAUCAGCCAAGCAGUGGAGGGCAAAUGGGUUUCCGGAGUGUUCAGGCUCCAACGGGGCCAAUUGAGAAUGCUCUUGAGAUUUUAAAUGAAGCUGUCUCACAAUCUGCAACGCAUUUGCCAUCAUCUCCAUCUAUUGGAACUGUAAACCAGCAAAGUAAUGGAGAGCAUACCUCUUCCCAAAAUGAUCAGGCUCCAAAUUUGCAGAUAGAGAACUGUGUUGAGCAACCAAAUGAAGCUGUUUUGCAGGCUGUAAGUCAGCAGACACUCCAUUCUCCAGUAAGUGCUCCUAUUGCUGGAUUUGAGGCGCUCAUUUCAGAUGCCAGAACUGCUUCCUCCAAUUUGGAGUUCAGUAAUCGUCCUGCACAAACUGCACCCUCAGUGGCAACCCGGGUGCCUUUACCUUUAUAUCCUGAUCCACUUCAAAAUGAAUUGGAAAGAAUACGAAAAGAAAUGGAACAAGCUAACAAGAUCCAUGAAGAUAUGAAGCUGCAGCUGAAAUCUGAUUGUGACACGGAGAUAGAGGAGAUUGUUGCUCAAAUCCGCAGCAAGUAUGAGAGUAAAAUUCAGGAUGUUGAAGCUGCAUUUCUGCAGAAAAAAAAGGAGCUGGAUACAAAUCACAACAAAGUUCUCAUGAAUAAAAUCUUGGCUGAGGCUUUCAGAUCUAAAUGCAUGGAUCUCAGGGCAUCAGGUGCACCGAGAAUGCAUCAAGCACCAACACCAAGUUUCAUGCAGCUCUUUCAGCCAUCAUCACAGACAUCUGCACCCAGAACUCCCUUUCUUCCAGGUCCAUCGGUUGGCUUUCCUGCUGUCAGCCUGCAGCCUACUGCGGUACCUGGACAGGUUCAUAACCCAGCACUUUUCUCGAGCAUUCCGACCAGACCACAUCAAAUUAGCUCCAUUACACCUCCAAAUGGAAGUUUCCGAGUUGGCAGUGAAAUUCGUGCCCCAGCCCCCCACCUCCAACCUUUCAGACCCUCCACAUCUGUGCCGGCACCCAACCUUUCUUCACUUCCACGCGGAAUGGUGAGUUCACAGGCAUCUAAUAACCCCUCAUCAACUUCUCUUUCGCUUCCACAGCUACCACAACUUCCGCCUCGACCGCCACAGCAACAGCCGCUGCCACCACUGCCGCCACUGCCACCACUGCCAUCGCUUGCUUAUCAAUCUGCUGUUUGUAAUGCUCUUGCGGUGAAUUUGCAAACAGAUACUGACAAUAGAACCGGUACAAAUGCGCCAGGCAUGUUGCCCCCCCUCCCAGAUUUGGGUUCCAAUUUCGACUCGUGGGACCUAUCUGAAUUUGGAGCACCAGGUGGCCUACGUCUUAACCCAACUCAUACAGGAGUGGAAACUGACGUUGUUUGCUUAUCAGAUGAUGAUUGACGUUUUGUGAAUUAUUCUAUGUAGCCUAACGAAUGCCAUUGAGUUGAGACUGGGGAGGGCUGCCGGGAUGGUUACAGAGGGGAAGGGAAUGAAUUCUCGACCAUUUUAUGAGUAUUUUGCUGCUGUAUAUGGAUCCAACGCCCUCUUGUAUUACAUAUCUGUUGUAUAUAUUCAUUUCUAUUUUAAUUAACCCCACCACCUUGUUGGAUUUGCCCCUAGGGUGAACUGAAAGACAUUUGAUAUUUGAGCCCCAGAAUGGUUGAAAAUGUUGCUCAGAAGAGGAAUAGAUGUC
Molecule: messenger RNA, 8834 nt
Organism: Malania oleifera
Lineage: Eukaryota; Viridiplantae; Streptophyta; Magnoliopsida; Santalales; Ximeniaceae
Product: helicase protein MOM1
Exons: 21
Coding region: 671-8542 (2623 amino acids)
Biological process (GO): heterochromatin formation
Molecular function (GO): ATP-dependent chromatin remodeler activity; ATP binding
Source: RefSeq, a predicted model, not a curated record